Prorocentrum cordatum is the source of this 741-nucleotide messenger RNA. Lineage: Eukaryota; Dinophyceae; Prorocentrales; Prorocentraceae. The record is from the annotation of a GenBank genome assembly.
AUGGGGCGCCAUCCAGCGGCAGCUGAAGCAGCUGGCGGAGGCGUGCAGGCAGGCGAAUCGUCCUGCUGGAGCGGGGCGGCCCUCGCGUUCGCAGGCACGGCAGCCGCCUGGGCAGCACGGUGGCGCGGCUGGCGAGCCCAGGGCUCGCAAGCCGGCUUGGAGCUGCGCGUGCGGGACGGCCGACAACUUCGGCUGGCGAGCUACUUGCCGUGGGUGCGGCCGGCAGGCGCCGCGGACAGAACCUUCGGUGCGGGUGCGCACGGGGGGACGCCAGCGGGCCCGCCGACGCCGGCGCCCUGGGCGAAACCCCCGCGGCCGGCGUCCGCCGAGGCGGGGCAGCCGCCGCAGCCCCAGGCGCCGGAUUCAGCCGCAGCCGAUGCCCCUCCACUGCAGCCAGCGGCCGGCGCCGCCCUGGAGGGCCUUGCCGGCAUCAAGGCUCGCAUCGCGGCCAUCCGCCCCUUCCCCGAAUGGGCGCACGAGGUGGCUCGGCUCGAAGCCGCGGCGGCCGAGCUGCAGGCGGCGGAGCGCGCCGCCCGCCCUCUCGAGCGCCGCUUGCAGUCCGCAUUGGACUCGCGGCGGAAUCGCGCCGAUGCAGCGCGGCUCGCCCAGGAAGCCGCGGCGGCGGCCCGGUCCGCGGCCGAGGAGGCGCAGCGGGCCGCCGAGGCAGCGGACACCCGCGCUGCCCAGGCCAUCGCCGAGGCGCAGACCGCGGAGCAGGCGCUGGCCGCGGUGCAGGCGGAG